Molecule: messenger RNA, 525 nt
Organism: Alternaria alternata
Lineage: Eukaryota; Fungi; Ascomycota; Dothideomycetes; Pleosporales; Pleosporaceae
Exons: 2
Coding region: 1-525 (174 amino acids)
Molecular function (GO): carbon-sulfur lyase activity
Source: RefSeq, a predicted model, not a curated record
AUGUCUUCUGUCCGCUCUUCCGAUAAAUCAGUGCCUUACUUCCCUCUCGCAGGCCAAGCAAAGGAUGGGUACUCCAACGCUGAGGAAGCAACAGCGACAUGUUAUUGCGGCACUGUCCAACUCGCUUUCCCAGUCGAAGGACCCGGCUUGGUAUCGACGUUUGUGUGUAAUUGCACCGACUGUCGAAAGAUUACCGCGAGUAUGUUUGCUUCUAACUUUACUGUCAAGGAUAGUCAUCUUCGUCACCUCCGCGGCCAGGAGAACCUCUCCGUUUACAGUCAAGUUGCAACGAUAGCUUCAGGCCACUCAAUGGCGAAUCACUUUUGCAAAACCUGCGGUACGCUCAUGUACCGAGUCGGCGGCGGCUUUCCAGGCUGUUCCAUCUUGCGCUUGGGUACGGUGGAUGAUUUCAAUCUAGUAGAGACCAAGUUGAAACCACAGAGUGAGCUGUUCAUCAAGGAUCGUGUGGGUUGGUUCAGUGGCGUGCAGGGGGAUGAAGUAAAGAGGUUGCAGGCUAUGUCGUGA